This is a messenger RNA of Oncorhynchus gorbuscha (pink salmon), 354 nucleotides long. Its product is annotated as transferrin receptor protein 2-like. Lineage: Eukaryota; Metazoa; Chordata; Actinopteri; Salmoniformes; Salmonidae. The transcript is spliced from 3 exons. Bases 85 to 354 code for a protein of 89 amino acids. The record is from RefSeq and is a predicted model, not a curated record.
UCAACACUCAUAUUCACUACAGCGUUUCUAUUGGGCUACGUGGCUUUCCGUGGGUCGUGCCACUAUUGUGGUGUUGAGGGGGAGAUGGCCCCUGCGGAGGAUAAGCCUGGAACUGACCAUGACAACCUGGUGGAGGGUAUGUACCUGGGGGAACUACGGGACAUGCUGAAGAAAUACUUGCAAGACGAGAAGAUAGAGAGCACUGUCAGGCGAGUCAGCAGGACGACCCACCCAUCGGGGUCCUCGGAGGGCACAACUCUGGCAGCAGAGAUACUAGAGACGUUUAAAGAUCUCCACAUGGACCACACCUGGACAGACUCACACUAUGCUACACUACAGUUCCCCUCCAGGUAG